GAGGGAGUAAACAAGUCCGAUUCCCCACAUUCCGCGAAUGCAGCACUAGAAGCGGAAAUGUCGUCAUCGUGCGCCAUAGCGAUCGUCGCCAUGUUCAAAAAUCUUGAAGCUUUAUUGCGCUUCUGGAGUUGUCCAACAACGACGUUUAAAUAAAGAAAUGGAUCAUUUGAAUGUGUUAAGGAUAGAGGAACACUCUUCCUCUCCGGAGCAGAUAAACAAAAUGCUCGAACUGCCUAACUACAGCAGCCAGUUGAUGCAGCAACUGUGGGCCCUGCGACAAGAGGGUCACUUUUGUGACUGCACUGUUCUCGUGGGCGACGACCCUCAUCGUGCACAUAAAGUAGUGCUGGCAGCUUCCAGCAUGCUUUUCAGGUCGCUGCUGAAUUUUUCUGACACUGUCUCCAUCGACACCACUUUGGUUUCCUCACAGGAGUUUACCUGUCUUCUGGACAUGGUCUAUACAGGCAAGCUCCCUUUGGGAAAACAUAACGUCAGCCGCAUCAUUGCCGCAGCAGACAGUCUGCAGAUGUUCGACGUAGCCGUGAGCUUUAAAAAUGUCCUCGCCAACAUUAUCAACCAGCAGCCCCAAGGCUCCCCCCCCCCUUCUACACAGAGCCCGAUGAACAAACUCCAGAGCCCAAACCCUGACGUUUGGGAUGCUGCUUCGGCCGAAAGUGGGACCCAGGUGAAGGACGAGUUGGAGACAAAUGCACGUCAAGAUGCAAGUGAAAUUGCAAAGGAGCCUACAGGGACAGAAGAAAGCAUAGCCGCCACAGCAACUGUUGGCGAAGACGACGAUGCGAGAGCCAGCGAAACGACAAGCGGCUCGGAGCGCUCUUCUCAGCUGACCGAGCAACUCGCCGUUGUGCCGGAUGUUGUUCAGCUUUUGAGCCAAGCGGCCAACAGGUGUCUGGAGAAGCUGGAGCUCCAGUUAGUUUGCGAGUGCUGUAAAGAAGCGGACCCGCGCUCAGUCGUGACUAAGCUGUUGGGGGAAGUGGAGAAGGGACUUGUCAGUGAGCAAAGUCUCCUGAGCCUGCUCCGCAGCGCCCAACGGGAGGCGCCCUCCUCCUUCCCCGCGUCGUUGCUCUCUCAGCUGGAGGAAAUGGACAAUACGCAGGAGCCAGAUGGACACCAGACUGAAACCAGCUCAGAAAUGGAGAACAGCAGCGGUCACAAUCAAGUCCGAAUCAAGUCGGGGCAAAGCAGCAGCACGCAAGAGCCCGAGACAGACGAAUACUCGUCGUCCUCCAAGUCUUACCGCUGUCGCUGGUGUAAGAAGAGUUUUUCCUACAAGUGCCGAGUGACGGCCCAUAUGAAGCGCUGCCCCAUGUCCGAGGAUUGUCAGCUGCAGUGUCCGCAAUGCCCUGCCAAGCUGCUCAACAAGCGGGCUUUACAGCGCCAUUUGAGCCAGGCUCACCCGGCCGCUGCGGGAGACAAGCAGCAGCAGCAGCAGCAGCAGAAGAAGAAGAAGAAGGUAGCCUGUGACCUCUGCGGGCGGACCUUCGCACACCCUUCGGGUAUGAUCUACCACAAGCGGACCGAGCAUUACGAGGAGAAGCCGUACGCCUGCGAGACGUGCGGCGCCAAGUUUCCCGCCACCUCCUCUUUGAAAAACCACAUGCGGCUCCACACGGGAGAGAAGCCCUACCGCUGCAAACACUGCGACAUGAGCUUCCGAGUGGCUGCCGCCUUGGCCUACCACACCAAGAAGAAGCAUUCUGAGGGCAAGAUGUACGCGUGUCAGUACUGCAAGGCCGUGUUUGCUCAGUCCAUUGAGCUGACGCGGCACGUGCGGACGCACACGGGCGAUAAGCCCUACGUGUGUCGGGAAUGUGGAAAAGGCCACAGCCAAGCCAGUGGCUUGACUGUCCACUUGCAGACCUUCCACAACAUGUCGCAGCCCCUCAGCUGUCAGAAGUGUUCCCUCAGCUUCCAGACUUUGGAGGAGCAUCGGAAGCACAUCGAGGAGCUCCACGUCAACCCCAUGCACAAGUGUCACACGUGCCGCAAAGUUUUCAGCAGCGCCGCAUUGCUGGACAAUCACAAGUCCGUUCACACUGGAGUCAAGCCCUAUGUCUGCAACCUGUGCAAUAAAUCUUACCAGCAACUGUCAGGCCUGUGGUACCACAACAGGACCAACCACCCUCAGGUCAUCGGCAACCAAACGGCGCAGCAAGUGAAGACCCUGGUUCAGUGUGACGUCUGCUCGAAGUUCUUCCCCUGUGUCUCCAUCCUGGCCAAACACAUAGAAGCUGAACAUGAAGAUACGGCGGCAUCCACCUUGCACCAUGGAGUCGUCUGCCCCCUUUGCACUCUGGUCAGCGGCUCCCAGACGGAGCUGCAGGAGCAUCUCCUCGCCUGCCACGUGGAAGCCCAGCAGACACAGGUUGCUGAGGAGGCCUCCAGCACGGCGCACACUGUGAUCACGGUGCACCAACAAGAAGGCGAGGUGCCGCAGUCGGCCAACGCUGCUGAGGAACAGCAGUCUGUGAGCCAGCGGGUGUUUGUGGCUGUGGCAGGCGGAGGGGAAGGCGACGCCCCGGCCGAGGUGGUGGAGGUCAACAUGUAUGAUCUCUUAAACAAUUCCGUCACGUUCAUCUGUGAAGGCAAACCGUCGGAUAUCUAGCUCCUUUCUUUCAACCCGAAAGUCCUUUUUUUUGACAGCAUUUGGUCUUUUAUUGAGUUGUCAACGAUGUUGUCGACCAGUGUUGCCAUGACACCUACGAGUAAACCAAAUGAUUUGUUUCUCUCACACAAACAAAAAUAAAAAACGUCAAACAC
Syngnathus acus (greater pipefish) is the source of this 2781-nucleotide messenger RNA. It is a transcript of the gene zbtb40, whose product is annotated as zinc finger and BTB domain containing 40. The coding region runs from base 158 to 2626 and encodes 822 amino acids. The record is from RefSeq and is a predicted model, not a curated record. Gene Ontology annotation, biological process: regulation of transcription by RNA polymerase II. The transcript is spliced from 12 exons. NCBI's taxonomy places the organism in Eukaryota, Metazoa, Chordata, Actinopteri, Syngnathiformes, Syngnathidae. Gene Ontology annotation, cellular component: nucleus. Gene Ontology annotation, molecular function: protein binding; DNA-binding transcription factor activity, RNA polymerase II-specific; RNA polymerase II cis-regulatory region sequence-specific DNA binding.